Molecule: messenger RNA, 2533 nt
Organism: Pseudophryne corroboree (corroboree frog)
Lineage: Eukaryota; Metazoa; Chordata; Amphibia; Anura; Myobatrachidae
Gene: PCK2
Product: phosphoenolpyruvate carboxykinase 2, mitochondrial
Exons: 10
Coding region: 243-2174 (643 amino acids)
Biological process (GO): cellular response to glucose stimulus; propionate catabolic process; gluconeogenesis
Cellular component (GO): cytosol
Molecular function (GO): GTP binding; manganese ion binding; phosphoenolpyruvate carboxykinase (GTP) activity
Source: RefSeq, a predicted model, not a curated record
GUGGGAGGAGGGCUCAGGCACUGUGAUAUGGGGUGUGUGGCCGGAGACUAAUACAGGAUGUAAAACACGUACAGAGACAAACAAGACCUUUAGCCCAGUUCCACCACCCCAAGCCGCUCUCCCUGACCUGCCCAUCUAGUGCUGUCCCUCCCUGCACUCUGUAUCCCUGUACCUCCCCCUUCUCCUCAUCCCGCAGGAUCCCUCUGAUCCGCUGCUGUCUCUCCUCUGCUGCUGCCGCUAACAUGCCGUCCUUCUCCGUGCGGACAGUGGGGCCGUGCUCCCGAGCAGUUAGAGCAUGGGUGGUGUCACAGCGAGUGAGUUGCCGGAAGGCACAUGCAGUGCGUGUCCUCAGUGGGCAAAUGGAACAUCUCCCUCCUGCGGUCAGAGAAUUUGUGAUAAGAGGAGCUGAACUGUGUGAUCCCCAAAACAUCCACAUAUGUGACGGCACUCCUGCAGAAAAUGACACUAUCCUAACCGUGUUACAGCAAGAGGGUAUGCUGAAGAAACUGCACAAGUACCCCAACUGCUGGUUGGCUAGAACUGACCCAAAAGAUGUAGCUCGAGUUGAGAGUAAGACGGUUAUAGUGACUGAAAACCAGCGGGAGACUGUUCCAAUUCCUGCGGAUGGAGUAAAGGGACAGCUGGGGAACUGGAUGUCUCCACAAGAGUUUGAGAGAGCAAAGAGUGAUCGUUUCCCUGGAUGUAUGAGAGGCCGUACUAUGUAUGUAUUGCCAUUCAGUAUGGGCCCAGUUGGUUCUCCUCUGUCCAAAUACGGGGUGCAGCUCACAGACUCCCCUUAUGUAGUGGCCAGCAUGCGGAUCAUGACUCGGAUGGGUUCUCCAGUCAUAGAAGCACUGAGAGAGAGUGACUUUGUAAAAUGUCUACACUCUGUGGGGCAGCCACUACCCCUGAAAGCACCCUUGGUGAACUCAUGGCCCUGCAACCCUGAAAAGACACUCAUUGCCCAUGUUCCUGAUAACCGAGAGAUUGUGUCCUUUGGUAGUGGAUAUGGAGGAAAUUCUCUUUUGGGGAAAAAAUGCUUCGCUCUGCGUAUUGCCUCCCGAAUUGCCAAGGAUGAGGGCUGGUUGGCGGAGCAUAUGCUGAUUUUGGGUAUCACAAAUCCAGCUGGACGUAAGAGAUACAUUGCUGCUGCCUUUCCAAGUGCUUGUGGAAAAACAAAUCUUGCAAUGAUGCAGCCAACGCUGCCUGGCUGGAAAGUUCAGUGUGUGGGAGAUGACAUUGCCUGGAUGAAGUUUGAUAGUAAAGGACGUCUCCGUGCUAUUAAUCCAGAAAAUGGCUUUUUUGGAGUUGCUCCUGGGACUUCUAUAAAGACAAAUCCCAAUGCACUUCGUACAGUGGAAAAGAAUACAGUCUUCACCAAUGUGGGCGAGACAAGUGAAGGUGGGGUAUAUUGGGAGGGACUGGAUCAAGAACUACCACCUGGAGUCGCAGUAACCUCAUGGUUAGGAAAGCCCUGGAACAAAGGAGAUAAAGAUCCCUGUGCACACCCAAAUUCGCGCUUCUGUGCCCCUGCUGCUCAGUGCCCCAUUAUGGAUGAGGCUUGGGAGUCCCCAGAGGGUGUUCCCAUAGAUGCAAUUAUCUUUGGUGGGAGAAGACCUGAGGGUGUGCCUCUGGUCUAUGAGAGCUUUAACUGGAAUCAUGGGGUAUUUGUCGGGGCUGCUAUGAGGUCUGAAUCCACAGCAGCUGCAGAGCAUAAAGGUAAAGUUAUCAUGCAUGAUCCAUUUGCAAUGAGACCUUUCUUUGGCUACAAUUUUGGCCACUACCUCUCUCACUGGCUGAGCCUGCAGAACAGGGAUGGACUUCAACUUCCUAAAAUUUUCCAUGUCAACUGGUUCCGAAAAGAUGAGAAGGGACAGUUCUUGUGGCCAGGCUUUGGAGAGAAUUCUCGUGUGCUAGACUGGAUCUUCCGUAGGGUAGAAGGAGAAGAGAGUGCUCGGCAGACUGCUAUUGGCUAUCUCCCUGCUGAGGGGGCAUUGAAUCUGAAUGGGCUGGGUGGAGUUGACACAGAUCAGCUGUUUUCACUCCCUAAAGGAUUUUGGGAAAAAGAGGUACAAGAGAUAGGGAAAUACCUGACAGAGCAAGUGACUGAUGAUUUGCCCCCCAAAAUCAUGGAGGAGCUUCAGGGCCUAGAGGGCAGAGUAAGAAAAAUCUAAAACGGUAUGGGAGAAAUAAAAUGCCAAAAAGGAGAUUAGGGAAACUCCUCUAUGUAGAUGGAGCACAAUUGCCUAAUUUCACUUUGUUUCCAUAACUUCCUGCAACAUGACACAAUUUGGGACAUCACAAGCACCUACCCUGCAUCUAAUGAAACAUAAACUUUGGGAAAAGAACAUGAACGGCAUAAGCUUCAUACAGUGAGCCAAAGACUUAAGCAUAUACAGGGAGAAAAAGGAUAGCAUAAAUGCAGGAUGGCUGUCUAAAGCCUUAAUGCAACCAAAGAUUUGUCUGCCUCCUGCUGUAGGAGGUGAUCUCAGGAAUUAUGAUUUUUAUAUGCAAAUAAACUUUUUUUUUUUCA